Messenger RNA from Venustampulla echinocandica, 2631 nucleotides. RefSeq lists its product as uncharacterized. The record is from RefSeq and is a predicted model, not a curated record. Bases 1 to 2631 code for a protein of 876 amino acids. Gene Ontology annotation, molecular function: protein binding. Lineage: Eukaryota; Fungi; Ascomycota; Leotiomycetes; Helotiales; Pleuroascaceae. Gene Ontology annotation, biological process: arachidonate metabolic process. The transcript is spliced from 6 exons. Gene Ontology annotation, cellular component: membrane.
AUGGCAAACAAUAACCUGCGCCUACUCGCGCUCGAUGGUGGGGGGGGGGGGGUCAGGGGCUUGUCAGCGCUUAUGAUCCUCCAGCAGCUCAUGGAGACUAUUGACCCGGAGAAUCCUCCGAAGCCGUGUGACUAUUUUGACAUGAUUGGGGGAACAAGCACUGGGGGGCUUAUCGCUAUCAUGCUGGGCCGGCUGAAAAUGAGUAUCGACGACUGCAUCAACGCCUAUCUAUUACUUUCAGACCGAAUUUUCCACAAGAAAAGGCAUCGCUUUACAGUAAAGGGCAAUAUUCAAGGCAGAUUUGACUCUGAGGAGCUGUCACAAGCUGUAAAAGAGGUGGUUAUAGCACAACAACUAGACGAGGAUACGUUGCUAAAAGAUGUAUCGGAGGAUGCAUGCAAGGUAUUCAUGUGCGCGACAAGCAAACAGACAAGCGAAUCUGUGUGUCUCACAAGCUACAAUUCGCCCGGCGGUGGAAGUGACCUCCUAGAUAGCGUAAAGAUAUGGGAAGCCUGCCGUGCAACUUCAGCGGCGUCCACCUUCUUCGAUCCUAUCGCUAUCGGGCGGCAUGAACAAGAGUUUGUGGACGGAGCAACGGGAGCCAACAACCCGAUAUGGGAAGUAUGGAAUCAGGCUCAACUAAUAUGGGGACCGCAGCCACUUGAGAAUAGGAUCAGAUAUAUAGUCUCGAUUGGUACCGGUGUCCCUUCAUUGAAACCAUUUCGGGAUGACGUUUUGCACUUCGGCAAGACGCGUGUUGCUAUUGCUACAGAGACAGAACAGACAGCGGAGAGGUUUCUUCGAGACAAGUCACAGCUCGAUAAGAGUGGUCAGUACUACCGGUUUAACGUCGAUCGCGGACUAGAGCAAAUCGGGCUCCAAGAAUCGAAGAAAAAGAAAGAGAUUGCUGCGGCUACGCGACGCUACAUUGGAUCCCAACGUGUGUUAAACCAAAUGCAAGCAUGUGCGGGCAAUGUGGCAAGAAGAGAAGGUUUUGGAGAAUAUCGAAUUGCCUGUAGGCUCGAAGGUGUUCCGAGGGCAAACAAAUUCGUGGGACGGCCUGUCGAAAUGUCAAAGCUUGAAAGAGGACUCUUGCCAGAAUCGCGGAGUUGCCGACAGAACAUAUUUGUGCUUCAUGGACUUGGCGGAAUAGGUAAAACGCAGUUAGCCGUUGAGUUUGCCCGGGAGCAUUGUGACAAGUUCAGUGCCGUAUUCUGGCUGGAUGGAAAGAGCGAGAAUUCACUCAAACGGAGCCUUUCGAGCUUAGCAAGCAGGAUCCCGGAAGGCCGGAUUUCCGAGUCAAGUAGGACCUAUUCUGCGAACAGUACCGUCGAUAUUAACAUAGUUGUCCGAGAGGUAAUAAGCUGGUUUGCUCGGCAAGACAAUACAGAUUGGCUACUUAUUUUCGACAAUGUUGAUAGAGAUUCCAGCUAUAACAAUUCCGACCCCGGUGCAUAUUAUAUAAGGCGUUACUUCCCUAGCGCAGACCAUGGGACUAUAUUGAUAACUAGUCGACUAGCUAAGCUGGAGCAGCUAGGUGGCUCGCACCUGUUAGGCAAGGUUGACCAGCCUCAAGCAACUGCUAUUUUUCAGACCCGAUAUAAAAGAAAGCAUAACCUGGCCGAGAUCGAACGCCUUUUAGACUUGUUGGACGGUCUCCCGCUAGCAAUUGCACAAUGGAAAGAGCUUAUCGAUUCACAUAACGGGGCGGAUGCCCCACUUCAGGACUACCCUGAUCGCAGUAUCUGGACGACAUGGGUUAUCUCAUACAACGCGAUUCGAGAAAAGCACGAAGCUACAGCCAACCUACUCCUUCUCUGGGCAUUCCUUAACAGCAAAGACCUUUGGCACGGUCUAUUUGAAGCAGCAUGCAGCGCAUCUACAGCUGUUGCGACAAGCUUGUCAGAAUGGAUUGGGGACCUUGCAAACAAUAAGGUGGAAUUCGCUAAGGCGAUUCAACUACUAGGCAACUACUCACUAAUCGAAGACGUUAAAGAUUCAGCGAGCUAUGCAAUUCACUCAGUCGUUCACACAUGGGCAUACUACUUCCAGGGGGAGGAUUCUAGAGCACAGCUAGCUCAACUAGCUACAAUUGUUGUUGGAUGGGCUUCACCUGACAUUUCAUCACGGGAAUACUCUAUUAUGCAGCCCCGGCUCCUACCCCAUGCGCAGGCAUGUUCUCAGUGGACCCUAACAGGUGAAAGGCGAAGUUCUAGAAGUUUCCACCGGGCCAGCAAUCUGAUCAAUGCGGCCGAGCACCGAAGCGUAUUACUAGAUGCAAUUCAUCGGCUAGGUCUCCUCUACGCCGACCAGAACAGGCCGGCUGGGGCCAAAACCAUGCUCCAGCGAGCGCUACAAGGCUAUAAGAAGGCCCUCGGUGUCGACAAUAUUACGACUUAUAUCCCGGCACUAAACAUAAUGUGGGGCCUUGGCUCACUCUUUGAACGUCAAGGCGAUUUAGCAAAUGCUAGGAUAAUGUAUUCAAAAGCCCUAGUAGGAUAUGAGAGGGUCGUUGGGCCUGACCACUUAGCAUCUCGGAGUUUACGGGACAACCUCCAAGCUUUGGAUACCGUGACGGAAAACGAAACCUUAAACAAUGUAGAAGAGCUAAUCGUGGUGAAAAAUUCUUGA